Messenger RNA from Episyrphus balteatus (marmalade hoverfly), 2358 nucleotides. Its product is annotated as mucin-5AC-like. The transcript has a single exon. The record is from RefSeq and is a predicted model, not a curated record. Bases 1 to 2358 code for a protein of 785 amino acids. NCBI's taxonomy places the organism in Eukaryota, Metazoa, Arthropoda, Insecta, Diptera, Syrphidae.
AUGAAAAAAAAAGUUAACGAAAAUAUAGAAAAUCGAACGGGGAUAUACGUUCAAGUGUCGGCAGGUGUCGCGACUGCCGGCGAGGGCUUGGCCUCGAAAGAGGCUAAGUCGCUAAUGACAAAAGUUAGCUCGGCGGAAAUAAAGAAAAACGCUGACAAAAAGAAAAGGAAAGGUGAGUCGACCUCAGCCUCCAGAAAGACUGCAAAGUGCAAAACUGGAAGCCGGCGAACAACCACCAAUCCAAACCCUGCUACCUUGGUAGCUCCCACCAGUGAAAGUACGGCUGUUUCUUAUAGUACUACUGACACCCCAAGCACUAAUGUAGAUAAUUCUACGGGCCCUGAAGGGGAUGCUAUGACUGAAAAACGGACCGUCUCUUACGAAUCCACCCUCAGUCAAAGCAAAUCCCUCCAGAACACGUUGGUUACUCCACUCCCUGACGGAAGUAAGGCUGUCUCUUAUAGUCAUGCUUCCGCCGAGGAACACAGUAACAGAAUUGCUACUCCAAAUUCAGAAAUAGUUAACUCUGUGGGUCCGGAAGUGGCUGUUUUGACCAGUAAAACGUCUGUCUCUUACAGUCUCACCUCUAGUCAAGGCAGACCUCUUCCUGACCCUAAAAGUGCUCAAAUCCCCAGCGGCAAUGUAGCUGUCUCUUAUAGUUCCACCUCCGCUGGAGAGGAAAGCAAAAGAGCGUCCCGUAAUGACAUAAGGAACGCAAAGGGGAUUUAUAGAGCAUUAAGUUUGAUACCUAUAGCCGAACGUUCCGCAGAGCAAUCCAACAAGUUAGAAUGGGCAAAAGCUAUUCUCAGUAAAAGAUUGACCAGCAGCGACUUAACUUCAAAGCGACAAAGGUCUGUUGAAGAUUCCGUCUCGGAACCUAAAAGACAAAAAGUGCAUAAUUCCAGCACUCACACUAGGAAAGACCUGUCCUUUAGUGACGUUCUUAAGGACAAGUCUUUCCUCGCCGUUAUCGAUAGUACGGCUGUCUCUUACAGUACUACUGACACCCCAAGCACUAAUGUUGAAAAUUCUACGGGCCCUGAAGGAUGUGCUAUGACUGAAAAACGGACCGACUCUUACGAAUCCACCCUCAGUCAAAGCAAAUCCCUUAAGAACACGUUGGUUACUCCACUCCCUGACGGAAGUAAGGCUGUCUCUUAUAGUCAUGCUUCCGCCGAGGAACACAGUAACAGAAUUGCUACUCCAAAUUCAGAAAUAGUUAACUCUGUGAGUCCGGAAGGGGCUGUUUUGACCAGUAAAACGUCUGUCUCUUACAGUCUCAUCUCUAGUCAAGGCAGACCUCUUCCUGACCCUAAAAGUGCUCAAAUCUCCAGCGGCAGUGUAGCUGUCUCUUAUAGUUCCACCUCCGCUGGAGAGGAAAGCAAAAGAGCGUCCCGUAAUGACAUAAGGAACGCAAAGGGGAUCUAUAGAGCAUUAAGUUUGAUACCUAUAGCCGAACGGUCCCCAGAGCAAUCCAGCAAGUUAGAAUGGGCAAAAGCUAUUCUCAGCAAAAGAUUGACCAGCAGCGACUUAACGUCAAAGCGACAAAGGUCUGUUGAGGAUUCCGUCUCAGAAUCUAAAAGACAAAAAGUGCAUAAUUCCAGCACUCACACUAGGAGAGACCUGUCCUUUAGUGACGUUCUUAAGGACAAGUCUUUCCUCGCCGUUAUCGAUAGUACGGCUGUCUCUUACAGUACUACUGACACCCCAAGCACUAAUGUUGAAAAUUCUACGGGCCCUGAAGGAUGUGCUAUGACUGAAAAACGGACCGACUCUUACGAAUCCACCCUCAGUCAAAGCAAAUCCCUUAAGAACACGUUGGUUACUCCACUCCCUGACGGAAGUAAGGCUGUCUCUUAUAGUCAUGCUUCCGCCGAGGAACACAGUAACAGAAUUGCUACUCCAAAUUCAGAAAUAGUUAACUCUGUGAGUCCGGAAGGGGCUGUUUUGACCAGUAAAACGUCUGUCUCUUACAGUCUCAUCUCUAGUCAAGGCAGACCUCUUCCUGACCCUAAAAGUGCUCAAAUCUCCAGCGGCAGUGUAGCUGUCUCUUAUAGUUCCACCUCCGCUGGAGAGGAAAGCAAAAGAGCGUCCCGUAAUGACAUAAGAAACGCAAAGGGGAUCUAUAGAGCAUUAAGUUUGAUACCUAUAGCCGAACGUUCCCCAGAGCAAUCCAACAAGUUAGAAUGGGCAAAAGCUAUUCUCAGUAAAAGAUUGACCAGCAGCGACUUAACUUCAAAGCGACAAAGGUCUGUUGAAGAUUCCGUCUCGGAACCUAAAAGACAAAAAGUGCAUAAUUCCAGCACUCACACUAGGAAAGACCUGUCCUUUAGUGACGUUCUCUUACAGUACUACUGA